UUCAAUGUUCUCUUUCUCAUCUUACCUUCGUCGUAAUGACGUUUCGUUACUUCGUUACGAAUCGCCCACAAAACAAACAAUUAAACUGAUAAAAUAUUCGAGUGCUACUUCAUUUAUCGUUUAUUCAUUUAAACGUAACGAAUUGGUGAGUAACAAAAACGCUUCUAUUUAUUGUUCCAAGUAUCGAGUGUAAAUAUAAAUAUACUUAUAUAAAUAGUGAAAGAAAAAUCUGAUAAAAGUAAAGUGAAAGUUAUCGUUGAUCAUUGAGAGAGAACAAGAAGAAUAAAAAAGAACAAAAUUUCGAGGAAACCAAAAUACUCGACAUGAUGAUAAUGAAAAAGUUUCUGUCCAUUUAUUCAUUGAUGAUCCUAUUUGGUAUUGUCUCAAGUGAUGAUUAUGUUCAUAAUCCGAUUCAAUAUCAAUCUCAAAGUGAUAAAGGUUCUUAUAACUUUGGCUAUGAUACUGGUCUAUCUGGUGCUCAUCAAUUUCACCAAGAAUCUAAAGAUGAUUCUGGCUUAGUUCGUGGUCGUUAUGGUUACACUGAUCCUGAUGGUAAAUUAAGAUUAGUUUAUUAUUCAUCAGGAAGUAAUGGAUUCCAAGCAUGGGGACCUGAUCUACCUCAACCUGUAUCAACCUCUUCACCUCCUCAUUCAUCAGAAUCAUCGUUAUCAUCAUCAUCAUCAUCAUCGUAUGUAUCUAAAUCAGUGGAACCAUCUAAAGCCUCUUACCAGGCCGAAGAUUCAUCCAAGGUUUCAUCACGAUUCACUUAUCCUUUAUCACCCGCUGGCAGAAUUGCUGCAAUCAAAUCAGCUAAAAUUGUCGCAAUUCCAGUUACUACAACAACAACAACGACAACACCAGCACCAGUUAAAACAGUUCAAAAGGAGGAAUAUGUCACCAAAACGCUUUACAGUCCAGCGGAAAAAUUUAGAGCUCGAUAUACGUCAGAUGAGCCAACGAAAACAGCACCAAUCAGACAACAAGUAGAAACUAAAGGAUCCAGAUCACAAAUCGUCGUUGAGCAAUCAGUCAAAUCGGCAUCGAUUAAAAGUUCUAAUCGUCCAGUUCCAAUUACUCCAGUUCAAUAUCGAGCCAAUUAUCCACCCGCUGGAAAAUACAGUCGAUGUUAUUGCGAAUAAUUGAAAGAACAACUUUUUUUCAGAGAAGAAAAAAACAUUUUCUCUCCAACUUUUUACUAAUUACAAUUAAAUCAUCAACCAGUUAAUUACUUUUACCACUUUUUAAAGUUGUUGAUGAUAAAAUUAGAUAAAUGAUGUUUUCUAAUGAAAAUAACAAACGUGAUCAAUUAGUAUUAAUAUUAAACACACACACACAAACAC
This is a messenger RNA of Panonychus citri (citrus red mite), 1340 nucleotides long. RefSeq lists its product as uncharacterized. Gene Ontology annotation, cellular component: chitin-based extracellular matrix. Lineage: Eukaryota; Metazoa; Arthropoda; Arachnida; Trombidiformes; Tetranychidae. Bases 324 to 1139 code for a protein of 271 amino acids. The transcript is spliced from 3 exons. The record is from RefSeq and is a predicted model, not a curated record. Gene Ontology annotation, molecular function: structural constituent of chitin-based larval cuticle.